CUCAGCUCAGGUACCGGCGAGUGGAGUGGUGUAUCUCAUCCUGUCUUCGCCUCCUCUUCUCCCUUCUCAAACCUUCUCCUCUCCUCUCCUCUCCAUUCCAUUUGCCACUUAUCCCUCCCUAUGCUGGAGCUUCAAUGGCGGAGAAUGCCAGUGGUGGUGGUAAUCAGGGCUUCGCUGUGCUUACUAAGAAAAGGGCCGAGGGUAGAGAUGAAAGUGAUCGGAAGCUCAAUCCUACUAACAACCAUCUCUUCUGUACAGGUAUCAUAAACAUUUGCUUUAGUCUGCCGUUUUCUGUGUUCUCUUAGAUAUGAACUGACGAAAGCUUUGCUGAUUGUCAUGAAGAUCGAACCUUUUCUUCAUGGGCCUUGAUGGUUUUGGGUAAUCAUAGGUUUUGGUCAAAACUUUGGUGUGUUUCAUGAAUAUCGAUCUUGAGAUUGAAUUAUGCAGAAUGCAGGCGGAAGGGAAGCAUGCUAUUUGUGGCCACUUGAAAUUGCACAGCAUAUUCUUGCUUGUGUCACUUGAAUUAAGCUUGUGGAACUGUGAAGAAUAUGCUUGGUUCUGUCCCUUGAAUUAGCUUGUGCAACUGUGAUAUGUGGUGAUUACCAUGUAUCUUCCUGUCACAAUUGUUGGACCAUGAUCAGAUUGCAAUUAUAGAAAAGCAAUACCACCCAAGAUAAUACUGUAACAAGUGUGUAUUCGAUGUUUAAUUUUACUGUCAUCCGCACUCUCCCUGAAGUCUUUGCUUGGCUAAUUAUAUCCUGAUAACAAGGAAAAUAACUCUCUAUGCUCAAUUUUUUUGUCAGAUUGAUCUUAAAUUUCUCUCCCAUUUCUGCUCAGAAACAGCUGGUGGAAUUCCAGGACUGUUGUUAACUUUGGCUGGCAUUGGAGCCAGGUAAGGGAAUGCGGGCAAGUGUUGGUAUGGAAGCAAAUCUAUGGACCCUAUUGUGCUCGUCGAAGAUGAAGUCGUCAAAAAUGUCAGCCGCCCGGCUGAGAUUUUCGUCAGGAGUACUUGAAGUAAAGCCGGGUGAUAUGGCUGCUAACUGCCCAAGAUUAUGGGCAAGUUAGACGCUGGAAAGACCAAGGUCCUCGUUUUGGACAUGGGCCCAAACACAGCUAACUACAAUUUUGGAAAAUCAGUGAUGUCAGAUCGUGACAACAUCAUUCUGCACCUGAGCAAUGUAAUGGGUCCUCUUGUUCCAGGUCCAGCAGUCCUCCUUGUUGAUUGCCUGACAGAGGCUCAUGUAGAUGAAUAGUUAUCAACGGCAUCUCUUGAUAGCUACUUCUACAGUAAAUUGAUCCGAGGAUGAUGAGUCGGGAAAUUGCAUCGUCCAUUUGAGCCCUUCCUCGGUGAUGAACAGUCCCCAAGUAUCAGAAGUGGAUGGGGAAAUUCAGUUCAGCACAACAUAUUAUAUUGCUGGUCAUCAUACGUGAGUGCAAAUUCUGUUUGAGUAUUUUCUCCCCUUUAACUUGAGUUUUCGCUCCCCUUUCAGUGUUUUUUUUCUUCUUCUUCCUUUUGUUCUUUUACAGGCGAAAUGUCGACAUUCCUAUUCUGAAAUUCAAAGAAUUGCAGCACAAGACUUACAUACUUGUGCCCUCAGUUGUUUCCAGCCCCGGGAUUCUGGUCACUUCAGCACCUAAAUAACAGGACAUUAGACUCUUCGAGCGAUGUUUGUCUCACUGGACUGCACUUCUACAUUCCUAAUAGCAUUAUCUUUUGGACCUUGUAAAUGCCUCAACAUUAUAUUUCUGGGUUUCGUUUUCUUGCUGGAUCUUCCAUCCACGGUUUACCAAACCAUAUAUCUACGGACAAUCUACCAAAGGUAGGAACUUCCUUAGGGUGUCUAGCUUUGAAGUAAAGUUGCUCCGCUUUCUCAUUCUAGUAGCUUUUCUUCGUGUCAUCUUUUUGCAGUUGUUAACUUCUAUGCUUGCGACAUGGAGGUCUUCCCACCAAAAACAUGACAGAGUUCAACCCUGUCUUCUACCAGACCAGACCAACUAAAUAUUGUCACCGGCCCCUCUCCUUUUUGUCCCAUGGUAAACGACGCGGCCGUCUAUUUUGUUCGUCCUUAAUUUUAUUGGUUGGGAUUCCUUCAGAUGCUUUUGUCCGUUUGAAACUACUUGUUUUCUUCCUCACUCACCCUGCUGCUAACUUGUAAUUUGGAUUCCAACCAAACUCCUUGGACGAGCAUUCGGUUGCUUCCUUGUUUUUAAGCGGUUUCUUGCGACUUGUUGUUUUCUUCUUACUAACGACAACUCUUUUGCUUUGUGAGACACUACAAGCAAAUCAGAAAUCAAUCCAUCAUUAUCAGCUUUGGACGGAAUGAACCAAGGGACUAAAACUGCUGCAUAAUCGCAGGGAAUAGAAGAAAAAAGAAAGAAACAGGUUAUUGAAUACAACUACAGCUUCUUAUCCUGUUCCAAAGAUUAGGCGAGUGGAAGGUUAUUCUCGCGCAUCAAUGUUAGGUGGGCACGCCCUUUAAAUGUUUCGAUGAUUUCCAGGAGCUAGCAUUUGUUUGGCCAUGGAUAUGCCCCCGGUAUAAACAGCAGCCAACCUGGUGUUGAUUUGAUCUCAGGAAAUCACCAAAAAUCACAAGUGUGCGGAGGAAAGCAAGCCAUGGCAUGCACUUCAGUGGCGGCAUCUCCCGCAGCUACAGGUUCUAGAACGCAGCACUUGCUCAAAGAGCACUACAACUGGCUCCGUCGUUCGGAUUCAGGCAAAGACUUGAGGAGGAGUCGACAAGCUAACAUCCGGAGGUCGCAUUCUGUCGAUCACCUGUUAUUGUGCAAAUCUGUCAACUGCAACAAUACACGUGCCUGCUCAUCAGUGCAGCCGAAAUUGAAGAGCAUAGAGGAGGAUGGUGAUAAGGAGGUCGCCAGUACUAGUGGAGCUCAGAGGUCGGAACAAGAGAGCAAUGAAAUGAUAAGUCACGGCGAACACAUCAACGAGGGAGUUAAGAGAGCGAAUUGGGUGGAGAGGCUCUUAGAAAUCAGAAGCCAUUGGAGGAGGAAUAUUAGACAACAGAAGAAAGAGGACCAUGACAUGGCCAUCGACUCUUCCUCUUCUUCUGAUCAUCACGUGGACAAAAUAGGCUGUGACUGUGAUGGUUUUGAUGGUGAUGAUGAAAAUUCUGGUUGCAUGGUGGAUUACAACAGCUCAGAAGAAGAAGAAGACAGGUACUAUAACAAAGAGACCUUCUCCAGACUCUUGGCACAUGUUCCUUGGUCCGACACUAAGCUCUUCUCCAAAUUGGCUUUCCUGUGCAACAUGGCUUAUGUUAUAUCUGACAUUAAGGCCAAUGAUCUGAAACGACAUUAUGGGAUCCAGUUUGUGACAUCAUCUUUGGAAAAGAAAGCUGAGGUGGCUACAAUGAAAGCAAAGCUUGAUAAUGGAGAUUCUACUUGUGUUUUACCUCCAAUCGUUGAGCAACCUAGUGAGGACCAAGAAGAACACAAGUGUCGUCCAGAAGUUGCUUAUGAGAUUGCCGUUUCUGCAGCUUCUUAUGUUCAAUCACGGGCAAAGGAAAUUAAUCCAGAUCAAAGCUCUUCUUAUUCAAACCAACCUCAUCCAUUGUACAAAAAGUCGUCGCCAGAGGUGGCAGCAUAUGUUGCUGCAUCAACUAUGACGGCAGUUGUGGCAGCAGGGGAGAAGGACAAACAGGAGACUGCAAACAACCUCCAGUCCCUCCAGUCAUCUCCUUGUGAAUGGUUCAUCUGUGAUGAUUCCAGUACUUGCACUCGUUGUUUCGUAAUUCAAGGUUCAGACUCCUUUGCUUCUUGGCAAGCAAACCUCUUCUUUGAACCUGCCAAGUUUGAGGGAACUGAUGUGCUGGUUCACAGAGGAAUUUAUGAAGCAGCUAAGGGAAUAUAUGACCAAUUUAUGCCAGAGAUCAUGAGUCAUUUGGAGACAUAUGGAGAUCGUCGUGCAAAGCUUCAGUUUACAGGUCACUCACUAGGGGGUAGUCUAUCGCUUAUGAUCCACUUGAUGCUGUUGACAAGGAAGGUAGUUGUCAAUCCAUCUAUCCUACGACCAGUGGUCACUUUCGGCUCCCCUUUUGUGUUUUGCGGAGGUAAGAAAGUGCUCAACAGCUUGGGUUUGGAUGAAUCCCACAUCUGCUCUGUUGUCAUGCACAGGGACAUCGUCCCAAGAGCUUUCUCCUGCAACUAUCCCGACCAUGUCGCGCUGCUUCUCAAGCGUUUGAACGGAACCUUCAGGUCCCACCCUUGUCUUAAUAUGCAAAAGAGGUUGUACUCUCCUCUUGGGAAGCUGUUCAUCCUCCAGCCUGAAGAGGAAUCAUCCCCUGGACAUCCUUUAAUGCCGUCGGGAAGUGGCUUCUAUACUUUGGACGAUUCGAAGCUAGGAAACUUCUCUGACGACGACAACGACUCCAAGUCCAAGUCCUACUCCAAGGGUAGUGCCCUCAAGGCAUUUCUGAAUCUCCCCCACCCACUGGAAACUCUAAGUAACCCUACAGCAUAUGGUUCAGAAGGCACAAUCCUACGAGACCAUGAGUCGGGCAACUACCUGAAGGCGUUGCAUGAACUUGUGAGGCAAAACACAAAAACAACGACUAGGAAAGCAGUGAAGCAAGUGAGUAAUAACGUCUUGUGGCCGCUGCUAAAGGCACCCUCUCCUCAUUCGUGGGAGGAUCAAUACAACAAUGCUGGAAGUAACGCUUUCGAAGGCAACAACUUGUUGGUGAAGAAGGAAGUAAUAACUAGUAGUGUAUGAGUGCAAUUUUUUUUUUUCUAGGUUGCACUUUUGUAGUUAUUCAAUCUCAUUGCCAUCAUUUGCGUUGUUAUUUAAGAUAUCUUCCAUAUGUAAAUCUUUUAUGAUUUUUGAGCGUUACCCUUUCCUAUACUCAUUGAUAUUUUACUAUCGAGUAGAUUGCAAGUUUGGUCACCGGGAUUACUAAAAAAUUUCAUGUUUGGUUACUAAAAAUAUUUAAUUCCAUUUGUGGUCACUAAGAUUAGUUUAACAGUUCAAGUUUGGACACUCUUUGUUACUCUCCGUUAAGUUUAUCUGAUGUGACAGUCUACUCUGAUAAUUUUAAUUCCUAGAAGUUACUUUGGAGGUCCGAUACUCCGGGAGUGUAUUCAGAUCCUAGACUCUUCGUCAGUUUGUAUAGAUCCUAGACUCCUUGACCACAACGAAAUGGGUUUCUCUAGUUGUUUUGAUUCCCCAGCUCAGUGCCAGCACCAGGAGCAAUUGGUCAACAUUGGUGAUCUCGCACGCAAAGUUUGAAAGAUUGAGCGGUGGCGGCUAAGGAUUUGGAAGAGUCAGUGGCGAUCUUGUGUGCGAAGGAGUGAGCGGCGGAGAGAUCUCACAGGAAAAAGAGUGAGCGGCACUGUGAUUUCACAGGAGAAGGAAUGAGCAGUGAUGGCUAGAGAUUUAGAAGAGUCGGAGGCGAGCUUGCGGUCGGUGAAGUGAUAUCGUGUGCAAAUGAGUUCUUCGUCAUUUUUUGUUUUUUGUUUUUAAUAGUUGCAAUAAUGAGGUGGAAAUUAUAAAAUAUCAAAAUUUAU
Linum trigynum is the source of this 5520-nucleotide messenger RNA. Lineage: Eukaryota; Viridiplantae; Streptophyta; Magnoliopsida; Malpighiales; Linaceae. The record is from the annotation of a GenBank genome assembly.